AGGCAGAAUCAUUUGCCGCCAGCAGACUGAAUGUUUAUGACCAAUAUUAUUUACGUACUUGUUAUAUCUGUAUAUAUCAUCAAAGUAAAUAAGACUGAUGACCCGAAAGUUGUGAAACAAUGGAUGAAACUUCUUGAGUGAAGUGCGAAAGUGAAGAAGGCACUUACAAUAUUCGUGUCCUGAAUUCGCCUAGAUAGAUAAUUAUCUAUUUCCUCCACUGGAAAGCAUUGCAUGUAUUUAUCAAAUAAAAAAUGGAAAGACGUAUUAUACUCGCUAUUGUAUUUAGUUUUAUUUUGUUUGUUAUGCCAACAGAUUUAUCAGCUUACACGCCGGAUGGUUACAUAGGAUGCUACCACAGAAAAUCUUUGGUGAUGCUGUAUCAAAAAAGCUUUUCUAGAAAUAAGGGAGACAAAUGCAUGAAUCUCUGUUUGCACAAAAGUUUUCGAUAUGCAGCCACAGAGCAUAGUGUGUGUUUCUGUGGUAAUAAAUUAAGAGAGGAACAUUCCGUCGCAAUGAAGUGUUAUGAGGAGUGCCCUGGCAACAAAAAUGAAAUCUGCGGAGGACUGUACAGCGAAAUAUCACUAUAUGAUAUAUCGCAAACAACAUUAACAUUACCACGUACGACAACAACACCAACUACAACAAAAACUACAACAACAACAACGACCGCUACUACAGAGACAACAACAGCAACAACAAAAUCAUUGCCGACGACGUUAGUAAGGACCGAAGGAAAAAAAGUAACAGGAACACAUUCGACAGAGAUAGCAGCAACAAAUAGUUCAAAGGCAGUCACGAAUGCAGAUUUUCAAAGAUUGGAUGACAAAUACAAAUACCAUAUUGUGAUGUAUGUAUCCAUUCCUGCUACUGUCGCCAUCGUUGGAACAGUUGUUGUUAUUAUCGUCGUAUGCAAGGUUACUAGACGGAAACAAAAACCUGUUCACUAUGCAAACACAUCUAGAAAAGAAAUGACUACAGAGGACAAACUUCCAAAAGACGACGACAGUGAACAUAUCUAUGACCAGUGUGCAUGUCCCCAGGAAGUGGCUUAUUAUAGCAAUGGAGAGUACUUGACACCGGUCGUUGGUACCAUGAAACGGCUUCAGGAGGAUGCAACACCCUUGAACAAAAGAAAAGAGAAAACACAUGCGGGAACAUCGAAAGGGGUAAACAAUGCCACGUACGGAAGAACUGAUCGCACUGAAAAUACUUACGAAGAACUUAUUAAAGACGAUUCAGCUGACAAAAAUGUUUAUCAGACAGCUUGUUAUGAAUAGUUCUUUUUCUCUCAUGUAAACUUUUGUUGUAAAUACCAACAGGUGUAAGCGGCGUUUGGUUCAAAUUCAUUGAAACAUGGUCGUUGAAUUACAUAAUACAUGUAAUGUAUGUUACAUGCAACUGUAAGUGCCCGUACAGUAUUUCUUACAUCAAGGUGACACUUUGAAAAUAUAAUAAAAGCUGAUAAGAAACUCAGAAAUGACAUAUAUAUGAAAAUCAAGAGCCAUGUUGGACAUAGCUUUCAUUCGCAAAUAUUUUGUGUAAAAUGUGUAAAAAGGGAAUCAUUUUGAAUUGUUGAAUUGCAUGCAUAUUUGUUAGUUUACGGGUUUUAAAGCGAAACCCUUUCCAUCUUUUAUGAGUAAACUAAAGAGAGACAAUUCGGAAGGUAAACACGGUAGGGGUUUGGUUCUUGUACACUGCACUUUUCUACAAUUUUCUUCAUCUUUGUAGGCAGUUUUAAACAAAUCUCUUCAAACAGAUAUGCUUUAGAGUUAUGGUUUUUGUACAGUCUUGAUGACCUCUGUCUUUUCUGAAGUUUUCGUAGUUUUAGAUUUCUGCCCCACAAACGAUUGUAAUGAGCCAAUUAAAUAAAGGGAAGAAGUUCAAAAUGUAAGUGAGGUAGAGUUAUACUUCUUAAACACUGCACUUUCUAACAAUAUCCUCCAUCUUUGUAUGCAGUUUGCAUAAAAUCCCUUCAAGACGUCAAGACUGGUGUCUCGAUCGAGUUUAUUAGAUUAGGGAGAUGGGAGAUAAUCCUAAAAGUAGUCAAAUUUCAAUUGAGUAAUGAUUCUUGUACAAUGUACUUCAGUCAAUGCGUAAAGUGUAACAAAGUCCCUUUAAUAAUGCCGGAGUUAUGUUCCAGACAAAAGAUCAAAUAAAGGGAGAGAAUUAAGAAGAAAGAGAGGUAAAGUUAUAGUUUUUAUACGUUGUACUUUCUCCCAUGUUAUUUUGUGAAGUUUUAACAAUACUCAAUCAAUAGCUUUGUAGUUCUGCUCUGGACGGAAGUUUUUGAGUAAUUGGAUGUGAGAAUGAUAAGGUUACUGUUCUCGUACACUGCACUUCCUCUUGAUGGCUUCUGACAUUGUUUGAAGUUUUAGCAAAGUCUCUUCAAUAGGAUUGAAGUUAUGCUCUGGACAAAGUUUUUGUGUAAAUCAUAAAAAUGGAGGUACUAGUAACUCAAAAAGUUGGCCCAAUGGAGUUAGUUUUAGUGUACAAUAAACCUCUCAUUCUGCGAAGUGUACACGAAAUCCCUUUCCUAGUUUUGGUGUUCUGUAAACGAGGAAGAUACUUAAAAAAGUGAACGGGUAAAGUAAUGUUUUUGUACACUGUACUUUCUUUCAACAGUCUCUGUCAUUGUGUGAAGAUUUAACAGCACCAUUUGAAUAGGUUUGGAGUUAUACCUGAUACAAAAUGGCUAUGAGUAAAUCAUAGAAAUAGAAAUAAUUCAAACGAAAGCAUGUUCAAUUAUGUAUUUCCCAGGGUCAUUGAAUUUAACAUCGCCGUAUAUUUUUGACUGAUUUCUACUAGGUGUCUUGUCAGAAAUGUCUCCGAUAUACAGUGAAUGUUCGUGUUGCUCUCGCAUGGUCAAUCAGUCAUUUCUAAAGAGUUUAUGGUUUUGGUUUAGAAGACUGUAAAUAAUUUUAUUUGUUCUUUCUACUUGAUAAUAUUCUAUGACCCAAUUUUUAAUAUUCAAUCCCAAUCUGCCCCAAACGAAUAGACAUGUAACAUUAAUCGAUGUUGGGACAUUAUUUUCCUCUUGCUAGAUCUAUAUACCGUAUAGCGAGUUAAUUUUGCUGGCAAAAAUAUCUGUGGUUUUGUCCUAAAAUGGGCCUAGUUUAUUUCCGUGUUUUGUAUUACUGCGACCUUCGAGAAAAGCAGGAAUUAACUUUUGCGGUUUUCAUAAACCGAAAGUAAAUUUUGCAUGAGAAAUAGCCACCGCACUUAUUACGUCAUACUUAACGACUCAAAUGCAUAUUGUUCUCGUCAGUUAUAUCUUGGUAGAAUUAUCUAGUUCGGAAUCUAGGCCAGUGAAGUUGGCACAGAGGAUUUAUGUUUAAAUCUGAUUUCCUUUCAUUGUCGUGCAUGAUCAAAUAUCAGAGUUAAAAAUAAAUACUGUAGGUCUAGUAACACUGCUGGUAGAAACAUUUACGAUUUAUUUACAAAUAUAUACAAAUGCAAAAUCUAGUACAUAGUCCGUUCACAGUCCAUUCAGUUACAACACAUAUUAAUUAGUUUGUUUAACUUUUCAUAAACCUAGAGUAUUUUGUGGUAUACACUUGUAGAAGAUUACACGCCCGAAACGGUUACAAUUCAUUCGUUGACAAUAGGUUGAUACACUAACAAAAGCAAUCAACAACAAUCGAUACGGUGUGAAUAACUUGACAGCAGACGAAAAACUCGUGAGAUAAAGAUAACGGGUCAUUAUAUCAAGCGAAAUAUCAACGUUUAUUUCUGCGUCAGAACAUUCUGCUGAUAGUUUGAAUUUGCAGUUUAUUUGUGCGUGGCAGCCUCGACCCGCACAUUUAGCAGAAAUAAAAACCCGCAGAAUUAACCCGCUACACGGUAUCCACUUUUCAUGAUUUUUACCUAAUGUAAAUAAAAUGUAUUUGCACUAUGUUAGUUGUGUGAUAUUUUUGUGAAACAAUAAGAGCUAUUUUUAUGUGUUUUUGUUGUUGUUGUUUUGUUGUUGUUGUUGCUUUUUCAGAGGGCUAUAUGUAAAAUAAAAUGUAUGUAAGUACUAUA
This is a messenger RNA of Mercenaria mercenaria, 4020 nucleotides long. RefSeq lists its product as uncharacterized. Gene Ontology annotation, cellular component: plasma membrane. The transcript has 6 exons. Lineage: Eukaryota; Metazoa; Mollusca; Bivalvia; Venerida; Veneridae. The coding region runs from base 252 to 1277 and encodes 341 amino acids. The record is from RefSeq and is a predicted model, not a curated record.